Messenger RNA from Hypanus sabinus (Atlantic stingray), 2277 nucleotides. RefSeq names its product general transcription factor II-I repeat domain-containing protein 2-like. The record is from RefSeq and is a predicted model, not a curated record. The transcript has 2 exons. NCBI's taxonomy places the organism in Eukaryota, Metazoa, Chordata, Chondrichthyes, Myliobatiformes, Dasyatidae. The coding region runs from base 459 to 1397 and encodes 312 amino acids.
UGCGGCUCCCGAGCCAUUUGUGGCUCUUUCACCUCUGUGCUGCGGCUCCCUGUGGCUUUGGGAAAUAAUUGGUCAGUAUUUAAUUAAAAUGUAUUUUAUGUUAGUUUGUUAGCUUUUGAAAUGUAAUUCUAAAUUUGAAGAUUAUGGUGAUCUUGUACAAUCUAAGUGUGGCGACACAUUUCCUCACAAUUAGCCAGCAUUCCGGCUAAGGGAGAUAGCCUACGGGGGUUUGUGAGUACGCGUCUUUUGCAGCAUCUGCGUCCAUGGGGGCUGGGUUGAGGGAGGCUUAAAAGCAAGGCUGUUUAGUUCGAAUAAAGUUAUUCGACUGCAGUUUACUGACUGCGUGAGCACACCGCUGCAACGUGUUUUUAUCGCUAUUAAUAUACGUCACCACUGCCAAUACCUGACACCCGCCAGUGCGCGAUUUCUUUAAUUUUUCGAUCCAAGGUAAGCCAACUAUGGAGAAUUCUAAAAAAAGAAAAGUGACUGAAGAAAACAGAACGUUUAAUGAUACGUGGACAGAUUCAUUUGCUUUCACUGUUGACGAGACUGGUUUACCGGUAUGCUUAAUAUGCAAUGAGAAACUAGCAAACAACAAAAAGUCAAAUGUCGCAAGGCAUUUCCAGAAUAAACACGCAGUCUUUGCUCAAAAAUAUCCGGAUGGAGAUGAGAGAAAAAAAGCCGUUUCGGAACUGAUGCGGAAGGUUGAUCUGAGCAAAAAUCAUUUCCAGAAAUGGAUGAAGUCUGGAAAAUUAACGACAUACGCCAGUUAUAUUGCCGCUCAGGAAAUAGUCAGGCACGGGAAGCAGUUUACAGAUGGUGAAUAUAUAAAAGAAUCUUUCAUUAAGAUUUCAGAACAUCUAUUCACGGACUUUAAAAACAAGAGUGAAAUUGUGCAGAAAAUCAGGGAUAUGCCCCUCUCUGCAAAGACUGUCAAAGACAGAACCAUAAAAAUGGCAGAAGACAUCACAAGACAGCAAAUUAAAGACAUCAAUUCAGCUGUGGCCUACUCGAUUGCCUGUGACGAGUCUAAAGACAAAGGUGAUAUUGAACAAAUAGUGUUGUUCUGCCGGUAUGUAAACUCUGCCGGGCCACAGGAAGAACUGAUUGAGUUGAUACCUCUAAAAGACCAAACACGGGGGGAGGACAUCUGUGAGGCUGUCUUGAAUUGUUUAAGAGCCAAAGGAAUAAAGACCACCCAUCUGGUAUCAGUAGCUACUGAUGGGGGCACCGAAUAUGAUGGGAACGCACAAGGGAAUUGUGGCUUUACUGCAGAAGUCGCUGGACAGAAAGCUGCUGACUUUUCACUGCAUCUUGCACCAAGAGGCACUGUGCGCUCAAACAUUUCCUCCGGAAUGCACAGAAGUAAUGGAUGUUGUCAUUCAGAUUGUCAAUAAAAUAAUGGCAAAAAGUUUAAAUCACCGUCAAUUCCGUUUGUUACUGGACGAGCUGGAAAUUGCAUAUUCUGAUCUCCUGCUGCACAACAAAGUCCGGUGGCUGUCCUAAGGGGAGGUGCUGAAACGCUUUGUCGCGUGUCUGGAAGAAGUGAAAACUUUCCUGGGCAGCAAAGGGCUCAACUUUCCUGAGCUGGAACAGCCAGAGUGGCUGGAAAAGCUACACUUCAUGGUAGACAUGACAGCGCACCUGAACACGCUGAACACAGCUCUUCAACGGGGUAAGGACGUACAGCCCUGCACAUGUUGGAGGAUGUUUUGGCAUUCGAGCGCAAGUUGACGUUGCUUGCCAGAGAUUUACAGAAAGGCACAUUGUCUCACUUCCCCAAUUUGAGAGAGUUCAAACAAGGUCACGACAUGAUAAAUUCGGAGUAUUUACAUUCUGCAAUCAUCGCAAUGCAAACAUCGUUUGGGAAACGCUUCUGUGAGUUCAGAGAGGAAAAAAACACAUUAUCCUUCCCGGUCACUCCCCUAAGCAUCGAUCCAUCCCUACUAAAUACGACUGCAUUGUCAGGUUGACAGCUGGCUGACGUUAUUUUUGGUUUGCUGCUGGCGGCAAAUUUAAGUUUGGCGUUUUUCAUAAAUACAAGGAGGACUCAAAUAGACGUUGAGUAUUUUACUUAAAAGUAACCUUCAACCCAACGUCUUUUUUUCGGAGGUCAAAAUGUUUUUGUUGCAUGCAGAAAUGUAAUUUCGUUUUCUCUGCAGGAGUUCAUCAAUUUCAUAAAUGCAACACAUUAUAGUUUGUUUAUACAUAGCAUAAAGGCAAAACAAAACGUAUGCAGUGUUAUUUCAUUUUAAAUGUCAAACGGGUUUUGCGGCU